CAUAGCAAAGACUCAUUCUGAAAAAAAAAACUUGUUCUACAAGCUGAUAUUUGAUUGAACGUGUCUCUAUCUUAUAACUGAAGAGAACCCGUGCUCACAAGUUUGAGAAACACAGCGAGAAUCACUUUUUAAUUUCUGAUAGUACGAAAAGAUUUGCACAGAAGAGGUUACUAACAUCAGCUAGAAGAACUGAUUAGAAUGUUAUUCCCCCUAGCGUUUGCAUAUCUUUUAUUUUUAGUGGAUAUUCAAGGUGUAGAUGGCGCCACGUGUACCACAACGACAACUUGCCUGGCGACAGACUUCACUUUGCCCACGUGCACCAAUGGCAUUUGUCAAUGUCUCAACUCGUCUUUUGUUCCCGUACGGUCAGGCUGUGCACUGCAGCUGGACAAGCCUCAGUUGACAGGUCCUGAGAGAAACAGCAACGAGGUGCUACUUGGUCAAAACUUCACUCUGAGAUGUUUUGUCAACGGUGCAGAGAGCUACGAGUGGUAUAAGGGUGGUACUAGGAUCUCCACAUCAAGUUACUUAUAUACUGAUAUAGCAAGUCCCAGCACAGUUGGAGCCUUCACUUGUAAAGGCAUUGGAUCAGAAACGGUCGUGGUGUCCCCCUUGAGUGACACGUACACUGUAUACCUGUUAGGCACUGGUGGCUCAACAACAUCGAGUGUGCAGCCCAGAAUAACUGUAGAUGUGACAUCGCCUGUUUUCAUUGCUGCUACGAUCACUCUGUUUUGUACUAACAUUCCGAUGGGAUAUGAUGGACCUGUAACAUUCAAGGUCAAUGGGGUAGGCCUAAAUAUUGAUAACCCCACUUAUGUGACUAUUGAUAGUACCAAUACUGGUAAAGAGGCAACGUGUAGUAUAGCCAGCUCAUAUUCUUCUGUGACUUUCUCCAAACCAACCAGCGCUCCAGUGAUUCUACCAUCUCUAGUCAGCACUAUACAGUCUGUCAGUGUCACGAUGUACGAGAGGAUUUUAAAGGAAGUGAUAGUUCCAUCAGCAUUUACUCUGACAUGUUCCACUACUCCUAACGAUGUCUACAUUGGUAACAAUACUCUGUUAUACACCUGGCAGCGAGACGGAUCAGUCAUCAACAAUGCUACACUUAUGAGAUACACAGCUACAGAAUCUGGAACUUACUCAUGCGCAGCUAAGCUUGGAAGUCAGUCAGCUGUGACUUCACUGAACCAGAUCAAAGUGAGAAUUGAGGACUUGCUAUAUAUUAGUUCAAGUCAACCAAUCAGAGGUGGACGUGUCACACUGACCUGUGGAGAUAUUCGUACAGACAAUGUCAAGUACACGUGGACGCAAAACAAUAAGGUCAUUUCAGGCCAGUUUGACCGGAAGCUUCAACUGGACAACGUGCAGAUGAAUGACAGUGCUGCCUACAAGUGUGGUGUAUCAGUCAAUCAAGUGUAUCUUGCUUCAAGUUCACAGGAUGUCAGCGUACAAACUACCAUUGAAAGACCUUUAAUCUCCACUGGUCUUGCAAGACAUUUUGGUGAGAAUGGGCACUUCACGCUUUGGUGUAUUACACAGUCUUAUACUGAGGGGAUGACCUAUGAGUGGAAAGUUAAAGGUGUAAUAUCACCAGUGACAAGCAAGUACUACAGUCUCCCAGCCAUCACAAGUGUCAACAAUGGGGAAUACAUCUGCAAGGCCAAGUUUAAAGAUGUGACAAGCGACAACAGCCCUGUUCUAACAGUGACAGUCUCACAACCCGGAUCGCUCUGUUACGAACACAAUGAUUGUAACUUCGACGAACCUGGCUACACAGGUAGAUGUGGCUCCAACGACAGAUGUGUAUGCUCUGAUGGAUACUUCCCAAAGGGUGAGAUGUGCACGCCAGUAAGCUCAAGCAGUGUUGGCCAAAUCUUGAGCUCAGCUGUGGUCAUUGCCUUCUUCUGUGUCUUCAUCAAGAUGAUAUAGAGCAGCCAGCCAACGAACACUUAGAAUUUCUGAACUGGCAUCAAAUAAAUCAUAUGUUUGUGUCAUCAUGAAAAUUUGACGUCACUAGUUUGAUGCUGUCAUUUUGGAUGUGGCAUUUGACAUUUGAAAAACAAAGCAAAAAAGUUCUUAUUGUAAUAUUCACAAUAUCCAUUUAUUGGAUUGAUUUCUCAGAAGCUCAUAUUGCCAAUGUUUGACAUGUUAAACUUUAGACUGGCUUGUAUAUUCCCAGAGACAUACUAUUAGAUCUGCAUGUUGA
Messenger RNA from Biomphalaria glabrata, 2209 nucleotides. Its product is annotated as carcinoembryonic antigen-related cell adhesion molecule 5-like. Gene Ontology annotation, biological process: cell surface receptor signaling pathway. NCBI's taxonomy places the organism in Eukaryota, Metazoa, Mollusca, Gastropoda, Planorbidae. The record is from RefSeq and is a predicted model, not a curated record. Gene Ontology annotation, molecular function: transmembrane signaling receptor activity. The coding region runs from base 199 to 1932 and encodes 577 amino acids. The transcript is spliced from 14 exons.